This is a messenger RNA of Arabidopsis thaliana (thale cress), 1563 nucleotides long. RefSeq lists its product as uncharacterized. Lineage: Eukaryota; Viridiplantae; Streptophyta; Magnoliopsida; Brassicales; Brassicaceae. The record is from RefSeq and is marked reviewed. The transcript is spliced from 4 exons. Bases 126 to 1292 code for a protein of 388 amino acids.
ACUAAUCACAGAUAGCACAGUGAAAAGGGUAGGACAAGGUUGAUGAAGCUCGUCGUCUCUGCAAAAUCCCUUCCCUUCUUUCUUUCUAUCCACAAACAAAAUUUCGAAUCCAUAGAGAAGAAAACAUGAAGCAAUGUGAUCGUAGUAGUCUAUCUCCUUUUCCUAUAAGUUCUUCUUCCUUAUCUUCUUCUUUCGUUGCUUCUGAAUCUGAUCCUGAAGAUUCUUUAUGGAGUGAUUUCACUUUCGAUUUCUCAUUCUUAACAUCCGAAGACCACAAGAUUAGUCCCAAUGAUGAUAAUGAUGCGACCACUGUUCCUAAAGGGAAAGAAUUGAAUCCUUUGGCACCUCAGUUUCUACCAUUCAAUGCUAAGAAGAACCUAAACAAGAAUGGGAGAGAAAUUGAAGUAAACAGUUCCAACCAAAACACUAGAAUAGGCGUCCUGAUCCAUGAUGCAGAUGAGAGUUUGGGUUUAGUAUCUCAAGAUAGUGUUUCCAACACUAUGAGUAUGUUAGAUAUUAGCAACGAGUUCCAAAAGUCUAAAAAGCUGGAUCCGUUAGCUCCUGUUUUUGUUCCUGCUUGUGCAAAACUAAGUGAGAAGCACGGUGCAGCAGAUCACAUGUUAACUAUGGAGACAAAUGUUGGCUCAACUUCUGGUGUAAGUUCUUCAGACAGUAUGUUGCUUAAUACUUUUAAGGUUGUUGGGACACAUUCUUUAGUGGUCGACCGCAGUUUAAGGAAUAGAUACUCUAAUACAAGAUUGGAUAGGUCCAGCAACAAGUCUCAUGGUCGGAAGAAGCUAAAUCCUCUGGCUCCUCGGUUCUCACUAGCAGAUCAUAAACAAAAUGUAUAUGGCUGUGAGGUAAACCAAGCUGCAAAUGACUUUGGUGAUAGACAUGGCUGUUCCACAUCAUCACCAUCUCAAAAAGUGGAUGUUAAGAAACUACUUACGACGAUUCAUGGAUUGUCAGAGUUGCUAACACAUGUACACAGUUCAGAAACUUCGGAUUUACCAAAUGAGCAGUAUCUUGAUCUCAUCAACUGUACUGUGCAGAAUCUCAACUCCUAUAUCAAUAACAGAGUUCAGGAGCAUAGUGGGGAUUAUGCAAGUGCUGUACAUAGUUCAUGUGAUUUAUAUUCGUUGCCUAAUAUGCGUAAGGUUAUAAGAAAUCAUCAUCAAACAGAAGAGCAAAUCAACCCAGAGGUGUGUUUUUAUAAAAGCUUAUGGCUCAAGGCUAAGGCAGAGAGAUCGUUGAUGGAACAUGAAACAUUUCUUUCAAAAGCAAGAUCUUGAGCAAUUAGUGAAGAGUUAUAUAAGGUUAGCGUGUAGAAAUUCAAGCGGCUGAAUCGAGGCGGUGUUACUAGCUAGAGAAGUUUUGCUAGCAAAUGUAUGUGUAGGUCGAAAAGAGGGACACUCAUGUCAAUUCUAGACAAAGACUUGAAUCUGUAUUUUGUGUUGUAGAAACUUGAAAUACUUUAUACACAAAUCUAGCUUUGUUUCUUGAACCAAAUUUGUAUUUUGAAGCUACAUUUCAAUGAAUAUAUGUAAAGAGAUUACUCAUCAA